Molecule: messenger RNA, 1782 nt
Organism: Cricetulus griseus (Chinese hamster)
Lineage: Eukaryota; Metazoa; Chordata; Mammalia; Rodentia; Cricetidae
Source: RefSeq, a predicted model, not a curated record
AGCAGCCUUUCUCCAUGGGGUGUCUUUGCAAAUCUGUUCUAUUAACCAAAGCCCUUUGCCCACUGAGGCUCUCCCCACCCCUUGAGGUCCUGAGUCAUUAUUUUAACUACCCUCAAGGAAGUUUUGCACCCUAGACUCUGUAGCUCUCUACAGCCCAGUGCACUGCUCAGUGAUGGCUUGUGGAGUUGUGAUCUUCGUGUGCAGCUGGGUCCUGGCUUUCUGUGAUGGGUCCAGCCUGGAUGUGGAGAAGCCCACCGUGUUCAGUGAGGAUGCAGCUGGCUUUGGGCAGACUGUGGUCCAGUUUGGUGGAUCUCGACUCGUCGUGGGAGCCCCUCUGGAGGUGGUGGAAGUCAACCAAACAGGACAAUUAUAUGACUGUGCACCUGCCACUGGCAUGUGCCAACCCAUCUUACUGCCCAUUCCCCUAGAGGCUGUGAACAUGUCCCUGGGCCUGUCUCUGGUGGCUGCCACCAAUCACUCCCACUUGCUGGCCUGCGGUCCAACUGUGCAGAGAGCUUGUGCGAAGAACAUGUAUGCAAAGGGUUCCUGCCUCCUUCUAGGCUCCAGCUUGCAGUUCAUCCAGGCGGUCCCUGCUACCCUGCCAGAGUGUCCAGUACAAGAUAUGGACAUUGCUUUCCUGAUUGAUGGCUCCGGCAGCAUUGAGAAAAGUGAUUUUAGCCAGAUGAAGACCUUCGUCAAAGCUUUGAUGGGCCUGUUUUCAAGCAACAACACCUUGUUCUCCCUGAUGCAGUAUUCAAACAUCCUAAAGACCCAUUUCACCUUCACCAAAUUCCGGAGCAGCUCGAACCCCCAGAGCCUGGUGGAUUCCAUCGUCCAGCUGCGGGGCCUGACAUUCACAGCCACAGGCAUCCAGAAAGUGGUGGAAGAGCUAUUUCACAGCAAGAAUGGGGCCCGCAAAAAUGCCAAGAAGAUCCUAAUUGUCAUCACAGAUGGGCAGAAAUUUAGAGAUCCCCUGUUGGAUGGACCAGUUCUGGGAGCUGUGGGAAGCUUCAGCUGGUCUGGAGGUGCCUUCUUAUACCCUCCAAAUACGAGACCUACCUUCAUCAACAUGUCUGAGGAGAAUGUGGACAUGAGGGAUGCUUACCUGGGUUACUCCACCGCGCUGGCCUUUUGGAAGGGGGUCUACAGCCUGGUCCUGGGGGCCCCUCGACACCAGCACACGGGGAAGGUUGUCAUCUUUACCCAGAAAUCCCAGAAAUGGAGGCCCAAGUCUGAAGUCAGCGGGACACAGGUUGGUAUGGAAGAAGCCACAUUCCAAGGGGACCGUUAUGCCAAAGAAAGAGCUGGAACAAACCCUUGGGGGUAUAAAGAAGCCAGGGCACCCAGGGAAGAGCUGGUAAUUCCGGUACCUGGAAAAGAACACUGUAGGGAGUUUAGCGCCAUGGACACUGAGGCUGCGGCUAGAUGCACCUGGAGACCGUCAUUAUUUUCCUGCUUCAUCUGCUGGGCUCAGCACUCCGCAGCAAGCUGCGGAUCAAAUGGAGACGGCGCCAAAGCUGUUUUUCACCAACAUGCCAUUUUCUCCAGGCAGGAGGAAUCCACGAAGCAUUUCAACUUUUCAUCUUCCGAUGGGGAGACGAGGAGAGAGGCUGAGCAUCGCUAUCGUGUGAAUAACUUGAGUCAGUGGAAGCUGGCCGUCAGGGUUAACUUCUGGGCCCCCAUCCUAUUGAAUGGCGUGACUGUGUGGGAGGUGGCCGUGCAGGCCUCAGCACAGGCAUCAGCCUGAAGUUCCUCUCUCUCCAGACUCCCUUUCAAUAACAA